Papaver somniferum (opium poppy) is the source of this 2104-nucleotide messenger RNA. Its product is annotated as protein FAR1-RELATED SEQUENCE 5-like. The record is from RefSeq and is a predicted model, not a curated record. The transcript is spliced from 5 exons. Lineage: Eukaryota; Viridiplantae; Streptophyta; Magnoliopsida; Ranunculales; Papaveraceae. The coding region runs from base 248 to 1192 and encodes 314 amino acids.
AUCUCCCUCUAUCUCUUUCUCAUAAACCCUAAAAUUUUGUUUUUACCAACUCAAUUUCUAAGUAUAACCCAUAUUCUCUUCGAUUAAAAAAAACAACCCGAAAUUAAAUUAAAAAUCAAACGCAAGAACCCAAUUCCUCAUAUCGAUUCAGAAUGGAAGGCUAAGAAUCAUUGUGGUUGAACAUUGCACGUGGUUGAGGGAUAUCGGCUGAAUUUGGUUGGAUUUUCAAAAAGGUGUGACACACAGCAUGUGGAACCCUUCAGAGUUCCUUGACAAUUGCUAUGUGAAAGAGAACUCUAAUGGUGGUGAGUGGUUUCGCUCUUUUUUAUCUGAACUAUCUACAGGACCAAGCCGAGAACCAAUUUUAUCCAGUGGGGUUUCAGAAGAUGCAUUCUCAGACAGUUUAGUACUUUUGGAAGCCAAAACAAGCCAUGAUGAUGAUACUGGAGUGACAGAAAUUUGUGGAGAGAGGGAGGUUACUUCGUCCAACAAUGAUAUAAAUCUAGAACCCUAUAUAGGUAAGGAAUUCAAAUCUGAGCAAGAUGCUAAGGCAUUUUAUAAUGGUUAUGCUAGGCAUAUGGGCUUUAGUAUUCGUAAGGGCCCUCUAUAUCGUUCUUCACGAGACAGAGCUAUUACAUCACGGAUAUUUGUAUGCUCAAAAGAGGGUUUCAGACGUGAGACAUCAGAUGUGAAUGACAAAGGGAAUGUGAAGCGUAGGAUGGCGGUCACAAGGGUAGGCUGUAAAGCACAAUUGUGGGUCAAGAAGCAAGCUUCUGGGGUGUGGGUGGUGAAACAUUUUCAGCGAGAUCAUAACCAUGAAUUGGCUCCAAUGAAACCACAUCUUCUUCGGUCGCAUAAAAAUAUGCUAGAGAAUGUAAAAGACUACGUGGAGACUCUAAAGGGCGUAGGAGUAGACACCAGUAAGAUCCAAAGUUUAUUUGUCGAAGAAGCUCGUGCAAUAGGCAAAAUUGGUGAAACCGAGAAAGAUACAGAAAGUGAAGACAAGAAGAAGAUUCACGAACUGACUGUCGAGCUUCAUCGAGAGAGACGAAGAUCAGCAGCAUAUCGAGAACAACUGACUAUGGUUUUGAAAGAGGUGGAAGACCAUGCAAAUUACUUGUCAACUAAAGUAGAGGACAUAGUCGAAAAUUUGAAAGAAGUUGAAUCAAGAGGGGCCAAAGAUUUGACCUAACAGACAUUCAUUGAAGCAUGGCAACACUGCAGAACCUACUGCAUUCGUCUGAAUCUUGUAACCCUCUCCUGAAGAUAUAGCCAGUUGGAGUAGGGAGGAAGAAUCAUCUAGUUAAUGCCUCUCUGGGAGGCGACUUACUGGAGUUUUAAGUUUGUUUUCAGGAAUUUUAUGUGGCCAGAGCUUUAUUGGUUUGUUAUAGUUGCUGAAGAGAGAAUACAGAAUUUGAAUGUUAUUAGAGUUUGAUGGUGGAUUCUGAGAAGCCAGAAAAUUUCAUUUGUGGAUUAGGGAACACAGAAAGAUCAUCAGUCAUGUGGUUUGGAGCUUCUUCUGGUGUUGCAAAGUCAGUUACAAGAAAUUCAACUCAGGUGAAAUGUUGAGCGUAUUUCAUUUGAAACAAGGUAGUUUCAAGUGCCUCAUUAAGAACCACAGUGGUCAUUCUAAUUUUGAGGAGUGCAUUAAGCUUCUGGUUCUGUCCGUUGGAAAGGUUUUUUGCAAUCUAGGUGAAGAGCUUAGAAAGCUCAGGAAAUGAAGUUGCAAUGUGCAGGGUGGGUCAGCUAUUCACGGUCCUGUACGAUCUAAUCCAGCUAGAAUUUAAGUGGUCUCCAAAUGCAGAGUUUGUAUGGUGCCAAGUAGAGCCAAUUUGAGUGCAACUAGACUUUGAACUGGAAUAAGGCAACUAGCCAGCAGAAGCAACAUGUGCCGUGCAGCAUCUCCUGCUACUGCAGUUUCUGUGCUGCAAUCCAGAUGAAAGGUCAGAUCUAACUUCUGAAAUGUAAUUUAGCCUGAAACAAGAAGCAUAUGUCCUUGCUCAGGGAACUUGUGACUGUUACCAUCAGGUGAAAAGUAAUCAAACAUUCCAAGUUUCUUACUAUAAAAAAGCCUGCAAAAUGCAAUAUAUUCUUUUUCUUUGAA